UGUUAUUGUACCUCUUACAAACGUCUGCAGUUAGUAUUAUAUAACUUCGUGAUAUGAUUAGCACUAAAAUGCCUAAAAUAUUGAUCGCUGGUAGUGGAAUUACAGGAAGUUUAGUGGCAGCCUCACUACUCCAGCAAGCAAAAGAAAAUGUUGCUAAUCAAUUACAACUAUCUAUCUGGGAAAAAGCCAAAGGCACUGGUGGUCGCAUGUCUACCAGUCGAAGUCCUCACAACAGCUCAUGUGUCGCUGAUUUGGGAGCUCAGUACAUAACAUGCAAACCUUAUUAUGCCCAAGAACACAGCAAAGAAUAUGAAGAGCUAUUGUCCAAAGGAGUUUUAGAGCCAUUAAAGAUUAGCAUCAAUAAUUGUCAUGAGCAUGAACCAGGAACGAAGCAUUAUGUUGCACCAAAUGGAAUGAGUUCAAUUGCCAAAUACUUUAUUAGCCAAUCUGGAUGUCAACCGGAAUUUGAACACCACAUUUCUACAAUUACUAAAGAGGAUAAUAAAUGGUCUGUGUCAACUCUUCAAGGAAAAGUGGAACUAUUUGAUGCAAUUGUAUUGACAAUCCCUGUUCCCCAAGUUCUGCAGUUAAAGGGCACAGUAGCAGAAAUUCUUGAAAAUAAUCAAGAAAUGAAAACAAAACUUUCAACUGUAGAAUACAGUUCCCGUUACGCCGUUGGGUUGUAUUAUGAUCAAGGUGCCGAGCUGAAUUUACCGUUUAAGGCAUCCUACUUGAAGGAUGAUCCCGUAUUUCGUUAUAUCGCAGUUGACAAUCUAAGACGAAAUCGUCCUGAGCUUCCAACUUCGGUGGUAUUCCACACGUCAGUCCCGUUUGGUUUGAAACACGUCGAGUUGAGUAUUCCUGAAGCCGAACCUAUUUUAAAAGAGGCUAUACAGCGAUCGUUUCCAGGUUUACCUGAACCGAAAGCAUUUAAAUGCCAAAAGUGGAGAUACUCUCAGGUAACGAAAUCGUACGAAGAUCAGCCAGGUGUAUUGGAGCUCGCCCAAGAGCCGCCUUUACUAGUCGGAGGGGACGGAUUUACCCAUUCGAACUUAGAUGGUUGUAUCUCGUCAGCCAGAAAGGUAGUCCAGCAUCUUGUGUCUAAAACAGCCAUGCUUUAACAGCACACUACCUUUCAUAUAACAUAACUGUAAAUUUCGAACCUUACAGAAGUAUUAAAUUAAAAGAUACGGUUUGUCUCGUCUUGUUAAUCGCUCCAAGACGGGUCGGAUCUUGAGAAGGAUAGUGAAUGCCAGAUUGACCCUCGACAAGAAAACUUGGAAGUUCGGGCUGAUUAGGCGUAGGGUUAGGUGGUGGA
This is a messenger RNA of Daphnia carinata, 1318 nucleotides long. RefSeq names its product renalase-like. Lineage: Eukaryota; Metazoa; Arthropoda; Branchiopoda; Diplostraca; Daphniidae. The coding region runs from base 54 to 1121 and encodes 355 amino acids. Gene Ontology annotation, molecular function: oxidoreductase activity, acting on NAD(P)H. The transcript is spliced from 9 exons. The record is from RefSeq and is a predicted model, not a curated record. Gene Ontology annotation, cellular component: extracellular region.